UAUUUUACUUGAAUGACACGUACCUCCUGGCGAGUCCUUAGAACAGCUAUCCACACCCUUACUUGUUUUAACCCGAAAGUGUGAAGGCUUAUCUAGACUGGUUUUCGGGAUUCGGUUUCUUCUCCCUAUGAUCUGUCGGGUUGCACAUCGCGGCUCUUCCUUUCCCAGGUGGCAUCGCAUCUAGUUUGGAUGCCGCUUUAGUUACGUCCGGUAACGCUGGGGUUGCCCCUCCACACCUUUCAGGUCGAUAACUCCUUCAUCAGGUCCAACCACGUAGCAAUGCAAAAAGCUCCUAUCGAGAUAGAAUUUGUAACUAAUUUGCUGAUUGGAGAAAUACAUAACACAAGGAUGGUGGUUCCACCGUGGUGCUGCUUUAUCUCGGAGACGCUGGCGUGCUGGGCGACAGGCAAACUCAUGUCUUGCCUAUCUAUCGUCACAAUACCCAACCUUGGACUGGAUUCGCCAUGGAUGAUUUCCGCGACGUGGUUUUCGGGGUUCAGUUGCCUUGGUAUUGGCGACAUGGAGAAAACUAUUGAUUAGAAUCAAGAGCUUGGAGAUAAGGUCGGAUCGAACCCUGGGCAGGCCUCACGAUGAUAAAUGCCGGCCAUGAAGGCGUUUUCCUGACACCAUCAUUAUCCAGACAGCAUCCAUCAUCAACUCUGGCUCUACACAACUGCCCCUCCUCCUAGUAGAAGGGUGUCUGCUUAUUGAUACAGAUUUUAUCUGUCUUUGCAUAUCCAACAUGGCAGCGACAGCAGUAAUGCCAGCUUCUAGGUCCCCUAUCCACACCAAACGAAACUGGACCCCAAUAAUCAAGGCACCUGAGCUGUCACAGCUGGGAAACGAUGAUUUCAACCCCGCGCGACACCUGUCUUUCAAGGAAUGCCCGAAGGUGUAUACCAUGAAGGACCUAGGCUUUCCCGAAGAUACUGGAAUAUCUCCGGUUGCCGUCUCAGAGCCUUUCCCACUUUUCACGGAAGAAGCCGUGAUGAGGAUGAGAAAAGAGGUCCUGAGCCCUGAGAUCCUUAGCAACUGUCAGUACUCUAGUAACUUGGCGCAAUGUCAACUAAGAGGAUUUGCGAACAAGUAUGCGCCUUUCGUAUACGACGUGUGGAAGAGCCCAGAAACACUAGCGAUCAUCUCCAAGAUUGCAGGUAUCGACCUGGUGACAGAGAUGGACUUCGAGAUCGGCCACAUUAAUAUUUCCGUUAAAUCCGAGAAAGAGAAGGAGGAGGAAAUCCGAGCGUUCAAUGAACGUGCCCAGUACGAGUCUGAUGAGGGCAUUUCAGGGUGUCCCUGGGAGGAUGAUAAACCCAUAGUAGAUUGGCAUACUGACAGUUACCCCUUUGUCUGCGUGACGAUGCUUAGCGACUGCACGACCAUGAUUGGUGGCGAGACAGCGCUUCGCACUGGUACCGACGAAGUUAUGAAAGUGCGAGGCCCACAAAUGGGUUGUGCAGUAGUUCUUCAGGGUCGGUACAUCGAACACCAGGCACUACGAGCGCUCGGAACAGCGGAACGAAUAAGCAUGGUGACUUCGUUCCGACCGCGAUGUCCAACAGUGCGCGACGACACGGUCUUAACCACAGUAAGGCCUAUCUCUAACCUCCUGGAGCUAUAUAACCAGUUCAGCGAGUACCGCCUCGAGAUACUAGAAGAGCGUAUCCGUCAGCAGCUAAAGGAGUUGCGAGAAGCCAACAGCGCUGGUCGCAAGGUUGCCACGCGCAAACUCAAGGCAUUUUUUGAGGAACAAGAAAAGUUCCUGGCACAUAUGAACCGCGAGAUGGUUGAUGAUGAAGAGGUCGUUAUCGGAUGCGUUGAUGAUAGUCACCUUCUCAAGAAGACAGCGGCUAAGAAAGCCUAA
Messenger RNA from Daldinia caldariorum, 1864 nucleotides. RefSeq lists its product as uncharacterized. The coding region runs from base 743 to 1864 and encodes 373 amino acids. Lineage: Eukaryota; Fungi; Ascomycota; Sordariomycetes; Xylariales; Hypoxylaceae. The record is from RefSeq and is a predicted model, not a curated record. The transcript has 3 exons.